AAUGGAAUUGAAUCAUGUCAGAAGUCUUCCCUUCUGAAUAAAAUGUCAAUAAAGUCACUUUCUGAGAGAGAACGACAAUCGAUGUUCUGAGUAAAAAUAAAAUGAAAUAAAAUAAAAGAUAAGAACAACAAUGUCAGUUCGAUUCCCCAUGACAUCCUUCGAUUAGAACAGAGGAAAGCAUCGAUAUCAAAGGAAGAAGAAGAUCAGUUCUAAGCAGAUGGAGAUUGCAGGUGUUGUUGCUGGCAUAUUGAAUUUUCUGUCCCCAGUGAGCUCGGUGUGUGGAGAACUUUCCCAACAAUUCAAGCACGUGACAAGAUUGAAUAAUGAAGCCGACAAACUGAGGAGCAGGAUGAGAGAACUUAACAGUCGUGACAAUGAUAUAGGCUCAGAGUUAGAGAUUGCUGAAUUCACCAGAUUGAGGAAGCCAAAGAGUGAAGUGCAGCUGUGCCUCGUGAAUGUCCAACAGAUGAAUGCUUAAGUUGAAACGAUAGAAUCUGAAGUCGAUAAGGAACUGAAAAAGUGUAUACCCAACUGUUUUUUGAGAGUACGGGGAGAAGAUCGUGAAGAAGAUCAGAUAUGUAGAAAACUAAAAGGAGAGUGACCGGUUUCCUGAUGGAUUGUUACUUGAUCUUUCAGCCAAGCAUGGGAAGAUGUUGUCUGCAGAGAAGUUGAUCGGAGAAAUUGCAGCCGAGAUAAAUCUCUAGGUGAUCUGGGAAUCCUUAAUGGGCGAUGAUUUGGGAAAGAUCGGAGUUUAUGGGAUGGGAGGAGUGGGAAAAACGACCCUCAUGAUGCAUGUAAAUAAUUGUCUCGUGUGGAGCAAUUCCAUUGGUUCUGUUAUAUGGGUAAAAGCUUUAUACUUAAGAAGCUGCAAUCUGAUAUUGCUAGGACUUUGAAGCUUGAUCCAUUCCUUGAGGAUGAGGAUGAAACUGGAUGAGCGGUUAAGUUGUUGAACUUUAGGCAGAAGAAAAAGUUUGUUCUCAUCUUAGACGAUAUGUGGACAGCGUAUCCUCUCUAUAAGAUCUGAAUUCCCGAACCAAGCAGUCGAACGGCUGCAAAAUAGUGCUAACCACUCGGUUACUGGAAGUCUGCAGGGGAGUGGAGGUUCAAAGAGUGGUUAAAGUCGAUCUUCUCUCAAAGGAGGAGGCGUGGAAUCUGUUCAGAGAUCGAGUCGGACUUGGCUGCAGUAUUGCAUUUGGGCCUGAAGCAUAGAAGAACGCUAAACUCAUUGCAGAAGAAUGCGGGCGUCUCCCUCUUGCCAUCAUCACAGUAGGAGCAGCCAUGAGAGAAGUGGAAGAUAGAAGGGAAUGGAGAAAUGCUUUGCUCGAGCUGAGGAGGAGCUCAAAAAACGAGAUAAGGGGUAUCGAGAGCGAAGUCUUUGAACACGGGAAGUUCAGUUACAGUAGCUUAAGAAAUGACAUGGUUCGAGAGUGUUUCUUGUACUGUGCUUUAUUUCCCGACAACUACAGAAUCAAUCUCUCAGAGCUGAUCGAGUAUUGGGUUGCAGGAGGCCUGAUUGGUGACUACCCGAACAGGGAAGCGGAGAAUGACGAGUGUUCUGUUAUCAUCAAUGAACUGAAGAACGCCCGUUUUUUAGAGACAGCUUUUAACGAGAACAGUGCAGAAUGCAUGAAGAUGCACAAUAUCGAGAGGGACAUGGCCAUUAACAUUACGAGAGUGCAGAAUCGGUUUAUCGUCAAACCCGGGAUUGGCUUAAACAAGCCGUUGCAGGGAGAAGAAUGGAGUAAUAAUUUCGAAAGGAUAUCAUUGAUGAAAAAUAACAUUCCUGUUCUGCUGGGAGAACCAAGGUGUCCGAAGCUGACGACUUUGUUGGUUCAGGAAAACCAUGCCCUGAAGAACAUCUCGAGUUGCUUUUUCGGUCACUUGCCUGCACUGAAGGUCCUAGAUAUGUCCCGCACUGGCUUAGAAGUUCUUCCUGUGUCUGUCUCUGAAUUGAUAAAUUUGCGCUCCUUGGUUCUAAGGGAUUGCACGAGAUUAAAGCAGCAGCCAUCAUCGUUUGAGAAGCUCAAGGACUUGAUGGUACUCAACCUCUCAAACACAGGGAUUGAAAUUUUGCCAAGCGAGAUGGGAAAUUUGAGAAAUCUCAGGACCCUCAACCUUUGCCAAGCGAGAUGGGAAAUUUGAGAAAUCUCAGGACCCUCAACCUAUCUCAGACAAAAAAUUUAAAUCUGGUGGCUGGAGGGAUCUUUUCCAAGCUCACCCUUCUCGAGGACCUUUCGAUGCUCGGGAGCAGGUGGAGAUGGCCUGCAAGAUCAGACAAUAUAGAAGCCACUGUGGAAGAACUCACAAUCGUUGAUCACUUAGUGAGUCUCAACAUUGAAUUCCUAGACUUGGAAGCCCCUGAGAGUAACGUAAAUUCAGGGCACUGGGGGGUUCUAAAGGAAUUCCACUUUCGGGUCGGUUUAGAAAUCUCAACCCUUUUCCAUGUGCAAUUGCAGAAGCGAAGCAUCGAGAUCAGCAACAGCCUUGGUGGCCUAUCCUUUCUUCCUAAGAACACACUUGAACUUUCUAUAAAGGACUGCCACGAUAUCACUCGUAUGUGUCCUUUGAUGCUGAUGGACUUAAACCAGUUGACAGAUUUCUCUUUCAGCAGGUGCAAUCAGUUGGAGUAUAUCUUCCCGGGAAAACAGCGAAAUCUUCUAAAAAGUUUGGAAUCUCUGUGGCUCUGGGAGCUUCCCAAUCUUAAGUGGCUCUGAAAACAUUUCCUGUAUUUCGCACCGAUCAUUGUUCACAGCAAAAUGAAAAGGAUGGACUCAAUCUGAGCAUGAGAAAGUGUUUCCAUCAAGAUCAUGUUGAAGCACUCUUGCCCCCAAGAGCGAGGAGCCGAGGACCUCUUCCUUUGGGAGAAUCGGACAUAUCCAAUGAAUAGGGUCAAGGAACUUUUGUCUCGAUAACAGGAGAGCAUAUAACUGUGCAGAUUCACUAGCAAAUUAAGCUCUCGAGUUGCCGCUAAUGGUGCAUAAGACCUCUCAUCAUUGUCAGUACAUCAAGGAUAUAUUUGUCACUAUUCAGCAAUCUCAUAAUUCUUGAUUUGUGAA
Messenger RNA from Punica granatum (pomegranate), 3056 nucleotides. The record is from RefSeq and is a predicted model, not a curated record. NCBI's taxonomy places the organism in Eukaryota, Viridiplantae, Streptophyta, Magnoliopsida, Myrtales, Lythraceae.